AUGGAGGUUCGCCUUGAAGCCCACCGCAAAACCCAAGCAGCACUGGAGGAGCAGCAGCAGCACAAACUGGCCCAGCGUGCUGCUUUAUCUUUGGUCUCUGCUGUGAAGGAGGAAGAGGAGGCGAUGGCAGCUCGAACUGCAGCACGCAAACAGCUGAUGCAAUCGUUGCGGCAUGAGGCUCUGCAAGCCCAGCCGACCCCAUUGACGGCGACAGAGCAGCAGCUGCUGCAGCAGCUGCCGCAGCAGCUGCAGCAGCAGCAGCAGCUGCUGCAGCAGCUGCUGCAGCGAGUUGAGGAGACAGCAGGAGCUGUAAGCGAAGCAGAAGAAACCCUAGAGGUUUCCUUGAGGCGAGCUAUAGACCGCGUAAGCACCACCAAACCCUAA
Molecule: messenger RNA, 384 nt
Organism: Eimeria mitis
Lineage: Eukaryota; Apicomplexa; Conoidasida; Eucoccidiorida; Eimeriidae
Product: structural maintenance of chromosome domain-containing protein, putative
Exons: 3
Coding region: 1-384 (127 amino acids)
Source: RefSeq, a predicted model, not a curated record